This is a messenger RNA of Entamoeba dispar SAW760, 936 nucleotides long. RefSeq names its product serine/threonine protein phosphatase PP1 isozyme, putative. Gene Ontology annotation, cellular component: nucleus; cytoplasm. Gene Ontology annotation, molecular function: protein serine/threonine phosphatase activity. NCBI's taxonomy places the organism in Eukaryota, Evosea, Mastigamoebida, Endamoebidae. The record is from RefSeq and is a predicted model, not a curated record. The transcript has 2 exons. The coding region runs from base 1 to 936 and encodes 311 amino acids.
AUGGAAGAACAAAACCGAGUACUACCAAUGAAAUACUUUCAUUCUCUUCAAGAGAAGUUGUUAAAAUUUAAUCCUCAAACAAAUGAAAAUUACUUAUGUACAGGAGAAAUAACAGACAUUAUAUCGACAGUAAUUCCUAUACUUGAAAAAGAACCAACACUAUUAGAAUUGUCACCUCCGGUCAAUAUUGUAGGAGAUGUUCAUGGAUGUUUUAAUGAAAUGAUUGAAUUAUUAAAGAAAACAUUAAUCCCAAAUGCCCCAUAUCUAUUUCUUGGAGAUUAUAUUGAUAGAGGGAAAUUUGGUAUAGAAGUUAUGUGUUUAUUAUACUUAUUUAAAAUACAAUUUCCUAAUCAAUUUUUUCUUUUAAGAGGGAACCAUGAAUCAUUUUCAGUUUCUAGUAGAAUGGGAAUAGCAUCAUUUCAUCAACAAUGUGUUCAUCGAUAUUCUGAAAUUAUUUCAUUACAUUUUUUUAAUAGUUUUAAUUACCUUCCUAUUGCUUGUUUAGUAGAUCACUCAAUGCUAUGUCUUCAUGCAGGUAUUUCUCCUGAUCUUAAAAGUAUUGAUCAAUUAAAAAAAAUACAUCGUCCAAUAGAAAUACCAGAACGAGGAUUGUUGUUUGAUAUCUUAUGGUCUGACCCUUUUAUUCCUCAAACAAAAAAUACUGAUAAUAAAAUAAAUGUUGAUUAUAAUGGGUUUAUCCCAAAUACAAAUCGUCAGUGUUCAUAUUUUUUUGGACAAAGAGCACUUGAUACAUUUCUUCAACAAAACCAAUUAAAAUAUUUAUGUCGAGGACAUCAAGUUGCAGAUGGAUUUCAAUUAUCAAUGAAUAAUAAAUGUAUUACUAUUUUUAGUUGUCCUGGAUAUGGAACAAAUAAUAGAGCUGGAAUGCUUGUAAUAGAUAAAGGAUUUAAGUGUCAAUUUGUAUAUUCUAAAUGA